Didymodactylos carnosus is the source of this 2349-nucleotide messenger RNA. Lineage: Eukaryota; Metazoa; Rotifera; Eurotatoria; Philodinida; Philodinidae. The record is from the annotation of a GenBank genome assembly.
AUGUCUUACUGUGUAUCAAAAGGUAAAGAAGGUAAAGACAAGGUUAUUUUUCUAACAGAAUCUGAUUUAAAUGUACCAUCUAAAAUUAAACAAAAGAAUGAAGAAGCGUUUGAUCCGUGGGAACAACACGGUCUUAUCCUACCGAAUGGCAAUAUAAACUUCGAUUGUCCGUGUCUGGGAGGGAUGGCCUCGGGUCCAUGUGGCAAUGCUUUUCGAAAAGCAUUUACAUGUUUCCAUUACAGUGAUGCAAAACCAAAAGGAUCUGAGUGUUUUGGCGAUUUUCAAAAUUUGACAGAAUGUUUUUCAAAAUAUCCGAAACUAUAUGCAAGUAAUAAAGAGAAAAAUAAUAAUACCAAAAAUGAAGAACACGAUAGUACAUCGGCAACAACAGCCAUAGCAAAUGCAUUAAGCGCCAAACUUUUACUUAGUCUAAUGGAUGAUACUGAAAUAGACGAUCAUGAACAAAAUAGCAGAUCAAGUUUAUAUAAAGUAUUAUCAAGUGGAAGACAAGUUAUCCGUAGUACAACUUCAAAUGUUAGCGAUCGAAUAUUGACGAGUGGAAGACGUUUAGUUGGAUCAACAUCUAGUGAUAGUAUUUCGCAUCCGUCAAUAGUAACGUCAAGAACAAGUAAUAAUAAACAGCAAGAGCAUUCAAGUAAGAAACAACGUACACUUUAUUCACAAAUAGGCACUAUAUUACACGAAAAUCAAAUAGAAGAUGUCAAUCAACAACACCAUAAAGAAGAAGAAUAUGAUUCUACAAGUCCAUUGAUACAUAGUACAAUUCAUGUUGGCGAACGGAAAAAAUUACAUAUGCCUAAUCAGCCUUCGAAAAAACUUCUUUUGAAAGCUGUAACAGAUGCAAAUAAAUCUGUAUUAAUGAAAAUGAAUAAAAAAACCGGCGCAGUCAAAGUCGUGAAGUCAGACGGUACAACCGAAUGUAUAACAACAAAAUUAUUAGCAAGAAGACUAGGAAAUAAUGAAGCAACAUGGGUUGAUCCUUCUAGUAUGAUAAAAAAGGUUGUUCAAGAAAAUAAUACUAACAACAGUAAUCACAAUCCGUCAAUGAUUCUUCCGACAACACCAGUCGCUCCAACCACAACAUCUAAAAUGAAAAUAAGAGUGUUAAAUGAAUAUUGUCGAACAAAUAAUAAUAAUUUAAAUUCAAGUAUUACGAAUGAUAAUGAAAAUAGUAAUAGUGAUUUAUCAAUAUCACCUAAUCAAACGAGUGAAACUAAUAUUAAAGAAUCAAAACCAACAGUUUCAUUCGAAGAUGAUGAUGAAGAUGAUGAAGAAGAUUUUAUUGUUGUUGUCAAUUCGGAUACAAUGGGUGAAUUUGAUUUAUCAUCAUUGUAUGAGACAGAAUCAUGGAUGUUACAAGAUUACAAUGAUCAAUCUCAACACGAAGAUAAUAGUUAUUAUAAUAAUGGCAAUAUUAAUGAACAACAACUAUCAAACACUUCAAAUCAUUUGCUAAUUGUUAAUGAUUACAAUACUCGUACACCAACACAAACGACAUCCGUUACAACAACAUUGAAACGUAAACUUAGUCAGGAUAUGUGUGAUGAUAAUAGUGAACAACAGCAGCAACAGUCGCAAAUAUCUCCACAAUCGUCAUUUUCGACAUCAACAUCACGAAAAAUAAAACGUUGUCGAUUUUGGCCAGAUUGUCACAACGGAACGAAUUGUGAAUUUUUUCAUCCAACGCAACGUUGUGGACAUUUUCCAAAUUGUGCGUAUGGAAAUGAUUGUUUGUAUAUGCAUCCUCCUUGCAAAUUUGGUGCAAAUUGUUCAAGAAAUGAUUGUCUUUAUUCUCAUGCGGUAACAACUAUAGCUCCGACAACAGUUGCAUUGACUAAUUCACCUUCACAAUUGUCGCCAAUAUUACAAACAUCAAUAAAUCGUUCGUCAUCAAAUAAUAAUUUAACUCCAAAUUUCGCACUUCCUACUGUUCGAUUUCCACGUCCAGAAAAUUCAAUAGUAUGUAAAUUUGGAUUAAAUUGUAUGAGGCCAUCUUGUGCAUUUUCUCAUCCACGAACACGACGAAUAGGUGCCAUGAAAUGGAUAAAUAACAAAUGGGAAUCGCCAGCUACUACUUCAAAAAAUGUCUAUGCAAAUCCGUUUAUUGCUCUCACAUCAUCAGUAUCAUCAUCGAAAACAACAUCAUUAAAUAAUCACACAUCAAUUAAAAAAGACUUGCUAUUUGAAAAUUUAAAUAAUAUAAAAACAAAUUAUAAUAGUAAUACAAUGAAUCAGACAAUAUCGACUAAUAAUGAUUCUAAAUUAUCAUUUAAUAACGACGAAACUCCAAGUGAAGAGAUGAAUGAAUUAGUCUUAAAUCCUUUUUAG